Messenger RNA from Ilyonectria robusta, 1445 nucleotides. RefSeq lists its product as uncharacterized. The record is from RefSeq and is a predicted model, not a curated record. NCBI's taxonomy places the organism in Eukaryota, Fungi, Ascomycota, Sordariomycetes, Hypocreales, Nectriaceae. Bases 1 to 1377 code for a protein of 458 amino acids. The transcript has 3 exons.
AUGCGAAUAUUGUGCGUCGCCCCCACUAUUGGGCUCCUGUCUUUCUUUUUCGGUGUCGCACAGGCUGUGUCAUGCCAUAAUGUGACGAUUUCCAACGCUGCCGAUGCCGCUGAAGUCCGGAAUGACUGCACAAUAAUCACCGGAACCCUCGAGUUUAGCACUGACUUCAAAGAGACGGUAGACCUCAGUGGCAUUGAGGAAAUCCAAGGCGAUAUUUUACACACCGGGUGUACAUAUGAUUGCCCCGCGUUGCCGCCGCUCUUCAACAUUUCAAGUUCUACACUCGCUGCCGUCGGCGGAAAUCUGGAGUUGAGUUGGUUUCAUGGGUUGCAGGAACUUCAGUUCCCUAAACUUUCUGUCGUCGAAGGAUCAUUGUCCAUCUACAGCGCCGUUCAGUUAGAACGACUGGAUAUCACGAAACUCUCGCGCGUUGGCGACAUCAUGAUCCGUGCCACGCCGAACUUGGCGAGCAUACAGCACGAGAUCCUAAAAUCAUUCACAGGCAAGGAAAGGCCUGGUACAGUUCAUCUGACUGGAGCGGUCGAGUCAAUUGACAGCUUCUUCAGUUAUCCAAUUGAACCAGUUCCACUUGAAAAUGACACCAGAUUUUCGUGGCUUGAGAUCGACAGCAAAUCACUCCCUAACGUCAGGCAUAUCAACUUCGGAUGGUCAAACCUGGACUACCUGAACGUUAAUGGAGACAACCUAUCGAUCACACUUGGCGCUGCAAAUACCACCUUGAUGAAUAUGGGCACAAUUACUCUUACAGGCAACAUUACUAAACUUGAACCCGGGAAAGCGCUCACAAAUCUUACCAUUGGGAUACUUCGUAUCGACGAAACUGGGUUGACAGAUCUGAAUAUUACCGCAACUCAACUUUCGAGACUAGAACUCUUUGACAAUGAGGAACUCAGCACCGUAACGCUUCCCUCCAAGGCUUUUGACUGGGAAAACUUUUCCCUAAGUCUGAGCGGUUCUCCGAAACUGAAUUUCAGUUCUGAAUACCGACAUAAAGAUGGAGGUGGGGAAGAAAGGUUUUGGUUCUGGCCGCGUCAGAACAUAGAGGUGAUAUCUAUUUAUCAAAUAACAACAGGCACCGACUUCUUUAAAUCCUUCAUCGAGCAAUAUCCCAAUGGUACCAACUCAAGCGGGCCAGCACAAAGCCUGGAGUCAUUUCGGAUAUAUCCAUCGGAAUCCGACACAUUGGAUUUUGAUUGCCAUGUAUUUGAUGACAUGCGUUACCAAGGCAUUUUGCCAAAUGAUACGUUUAGUUGUUGGGGCAAUGAGAUCGAUUCGGCAGCUGCUUUAACGACAACAGCAUGUACAGCGUGGCUGGUUCGAAUGGUGUUCCUGGUUACUACUGUAUUGCUUCUUUAGUCAUUAUUAAUGGAGGAGGAUUUACUACAGAUGAAUACGUAUCAAAAUCAGUUGUUGCUGUCUGACAU